AAAAAGAUUUUAAAGAUAAAAUACUAAUUAGAAUUCCAAACUCGCGCAAAGUGUAGAAUUGAAAACGUUAAAUAACAUAUUGAUAAAGGAAAACAUUGACGGGGAUCCUAAAAAUGAAGGGUAGUUUUUCGGUAGUUAAUUCAUAAAGAAAAGCGUACAAUCAUGCUGCUGGUAGCUGAAGCAAGCAAGCAAAUCAAGUUUGACUUGGUGUGGGAAUCGAGUAGCGGUUUUUUUAGUAAUUAACAUUUUAUGACCGUGAAGAUCAUCAUCAUAACAUGUCAAGCCUCCAAUGCCCGUUCUUCUAUACCUGUUCCCAUUUAAUAAUCUCUUUUGUUCCAUGUCCUCUGCGAUCUUUCCCUCUCUCCUUUUGUUCCCCAUCCGUUUCCUGCACCGUAUUUUCACCGUCCUUUUUACUCUCCCACGCAUAAUUCUUUACUCCUCAAUUUCAGUUUCUGGGUAUCAGAUAUUUUACAUUUUCUUUCUUGAUAUCCUCUCUGUAAAGUUUUAAAGGUCCUUUCUUUCUUUGGUUUCUUGAUGGUUUGAGGAGAUGGGUGUUUCCGUUUACCCAUCAAGAGGUUAGAAAUUUGUUGAAAUUGGUGGGCAAACAAAAAACAAUGAGGGAUUUUGCUGGGACUCCGGGGACUUUGACUGGGCUUGCUUUGAGGCUUUCGCAGUGUGUUUUUGCAGCUGGCUCCAUUACUGCCAUGACCACCACCACUAGCUUCUUCGAUUUCACUGCUUUCUGCUACCUCAUCGCUUCAAUGGGUCUGCAAGUCAUCUGGAGCUUUGGACUAGCACUGUUGGAUGUAUAUGCUUUGGUGAAAAAGAAGGCCCUCCACAACACUGUCUUGCUCAGCCUUUUUGUCGUUGGAGACUGGGUGACGGCAAUAUUGUCUCUUGCGGCCGCUUCAGCUUCGGCAGGCAUCACAGUGCUCUACUUCCAUGACUUGGGGAAUUGUGGUUUUGUGGGGGAGUGCCAAAAAUACCAAAUGUCAGUUGCAUUAGCAUUUUUUAGCUGGAUAACUAUUGCAGUAUCAUCUCUAAUCAUGCUUUGGCUAUUGGCUGCAGGUUAGACUGUAGUGUAUAUACAUUUGUUUCCUGUCUCAUAGAAAUUUUGAUUUCUUUACCGUGUCAAUACAAAAGAAAACAAGAAGAAUAUCGUAAUGAUUUUCAAAACUCA
Messenger RNA from Populus trichocarpa (black cottonwood), 1180 nucleotides. RefSeq names its product CASP-like protein 5B3. Lineage: Eukaryota; Viridiplantae; Streptophyta; Magnoliopsida; Malpighiales; Salicaceae. The record is from RefSeq and is a predicted model, not a curated record. The transcript has 3 exons. Gene Ontology annotation, cellular component: plasma membrane. The coding region runs from base 615 to 1073 and encodes 152 amino acids.